Brassica oleracea var. oleracea is the source of this 866-nucleotide messenger RNA. Its product is annotated as probable protein phosphatase 2C 58. The transcript has 4 exons. Gene Ontology annotation, biological process: protein dephosphorylation. Gene Ontology annotation, molecular function: protein serine/threonine phosphatase activity. Gene Ontology annotation, cellular component: nucleus; cytosol. Lineage: Eukaryota; Viridiplantae; Streptophyta; Magnoliopsida; Brassicales; Brassicaceae. Bases 93 to 866 code for a protein of 257 amino acids. The record is from RefSeq and is a predicted model, not a curated record.
CCCAUCCCUCUCUCUCUCUCUCUUUCUCUCUCUCUGGUUUUACUUGGAUCAUCUCAGACGAAGACAAAGGGAGUCGAGGGUGUUUUCUUAGAAUGGCAGGCAGAGAAAUUCUCCAUAAGAUGAAGGCUGGGAUCUGCGGAGCAGCUCCUGACAUGGGAAGAGGCAAAAGCAAGAUGUGGAAGAACAUCACUCACGGGUUCCACUUUAUCAAGGGCAAAUCAAACCAUCCCAUGGAGGACUACGUAGUCUCCGAAUUCAAGAAAGUCGACGGCCACGAACUCGGUUUGUUCGCCAUCUUUGAUGGUCACUUGGGUCAUGAUGUUGCCAAGUACUUGCAGACCAAUCUCUUUGACAACAUUCUUCAAGAGAAGGAGUUUUGGACUGAUACGGAGAACGCUAUAAGAAACGCUUACAGAUCAACAGACGCAGUGAUACUUCAGCAGUCUCUCAAGCUUGGUAAAGGCGGAUCGACGGCUGUAACGGGGAUCUUAAUCGAUGGUCAGAAGCUAGUGGUUGCUAACGUUGGAGACUCGAGGGCGGUGAUGUCUAAGAAUGGCGUUGCGCAUCAGCUCUCGGUUGAUCACGAGCCAAGCAAGGAGAGGAAAGAUAUAGAGAAGCGAGGUGGCUUUGUAUCAAACAUUCCAGGGGAUGUUCCACGUGUAGAUGGACAGUUAGCGGUUGCUAGAGCGUUUGGAGAUAAGAGCUUGAAGAUACAUUUGAGCUCAGAGCCGGAUAUUACGCACCAGGCAAUUGAUGAGCAGACUGAGUUCAUAGUUUUCGCGAGUGAUGGUAUAUGGAAGGCAAGUUUAGUGACUUUGGUAUCUUGUGUGUUUGAUGUAGUGCGCAAGCAGCAGCAAAGCACUUGA